AUGGGAAGACGCGACGACCGACCGCCGCCUGACUCUCCACCACAGCGACGCCCUGAACCCAGCUACCGCUUCGAUAGCUACGAAGACGGCAAAGCGAAAUGGGCGCCGCAGACGCCAACAGAAGAGCCGCGAGACAACCGAGACUACCGCGAUAACCGACGAGACUCGCGGCGGCAUCAGGAGCGCUACGAGCAAGAUGACCCGCCGCCGCCUCCAAAAGAAUCUCGACCACGUCCGCGCAGAAGAAGAUCGUACUCGUCCGGGUCAGACUCCGACGCGCCGCCAGCAAAGCCCCCGCGACGAAGCAACACACAGCGUGACCGCCGCCCGCGUGAUCGCGACACGUACGAUUCAUACGAUGAGCACCCUCGCCGCGAUGACCGCCGCCGAGACAACCGCGGUUAUGUGAGCGAUGACCGCCACAACAGACCACGCAAGGACGACUACGACGACCGAGAUCGCAGAGACCGCCGCUACGACGACCGGGACAGGAGCAGGGACCGCAGCCGAGACCGCGACAGACGUCGAGACGGUCGAGACGAUCGAGACAAGAGGGACCGUUACCGCGACGAUCGUAGGGAUGACCGCCGAGACGACCGCCGAGACGACCGUCGAGACGACCGCAAGGAGGGAACUCCCUACGAUGCUCUCUUCAAAAUGUUCGCGGAUUCGCGCGGCGGCUCGCGGCGUGACGACAGAGACCGACGAGACCGCUACGACGACCGGGACUACGACCGGCGAGGAGACCGACCAGCUGGCAGAUCCGGACAGCCUGAGUGGCAGAAGCAGGCCAUGAGCAUGUUCACAGCCUACGCGCUGCCCAUCAUUAAGAAGGAAGGUACAAAGUACCUGCACAAGCAAGCUGGCAACCUCAUGGGAGGAGGAUCGAAGCGCUAG
This is a messenger RNA of Ascochyta rabiei, 897 nucleotides long. RefSeq lists its product as uncharacterized. The transcript has 3 exons. Bases 1 to 897 code for a protein of 298 amino acids. The record is from RefSeq and is a predicted model, not a curated record. Lineage: Eukaryota; Fungi; Ascomycota; Dothideomycetes; Pleosporales; Didymellaceae.